Messenger RNA from Colletotrichum aenigma, 741 nucleotides. RefSeq lists its product as uncharacterized. The record is from RefSeq and is a predicted model, not a curated record. The transcript is spliced from 3 exons. Lineage: Eukaryota; Fungi; Ascomycota; Sordariomycetes; Glomerellales; Glomerellaceae. The coding region runs from base 1 to 741 and encodes 246 amino acids. Gene Ontology annotation, molecular function: ATP binding; ATP hydrolysis activity.
AUGUAUCCGUUGCGAUUUGACCGGACGGGUAAAUUCAAGGCUGCACUGAGGGGGUCUGGUGAAAAGGUUUGGUCGUGUCGAACGCGAAGAUUUGUUGCCUACAAUGCACCAAUUUCGCAUUUCGAAAUCCGUGCGUCUAACCCACGAUACAUGAUCGACAUGGAAAUGUACAAGACCCUUCAUUCGGAUGACGAUAAACAGGAAGAUUCCCCUAAAAGCACACAGACUUUAGCCUACGAGAUCUUGUGCAGGGGUGAACCUCCAUGUGACAAUUUCUUGCUCCUUUUGCCGCCGACCUUGCUCGGGUCUGGCAUGCAUGAUAAGAAGUGGAGGACUUUAAAGGUCGAGCAUAUCAGCGCCAUCGAAUGGAACAAAAAUGCCUUUGAGCAGCUAGUACUGGACUACAAUCAUAAGGAGCUCAUUGAAGCUGUGAUUCGGGGACACGUCUCGUCAGAUAUGUCUCCGGAUAUUGUCGAAGGCAAGGGGAAAGGCGCCAUGAUUCUUUUGCAUGGCGGGCCUGGAACAGGGAAGACACUAACAGCCGAGGGCGUUGCCGAGCUUGCAGAGAGGCCACUAUAUCGAGUUUCCUGUGGGGACAUUGGCACAGACCCCGAAAAGGUUGAAACGUAUCUUGACUCCGUUCUCCAUAUUGGACAAGUGUGGCAAGCGGGUAAGUGUUCUAGUCCGUUCGCUGGUAAUGUAGACAGAUCUGAUACAAAGAGUGCAAAGCAUACGUUGUAA